AAGCGAGCUAAAUCUAAUGCUGCCCUUUCCGCUCCUUUUCCCUAAGUAGGGACACUCUGAAGAGGAGUUGAGGCAGGAUACUUCCUGUUGUAAUUUUCACCUCUGCCCCCGUCAAGCAGCAUUUCGCGUGCGUGUCAAAGGGCCGCAUUUACCCGUCAGAUCUCAGUCGAAGGUGUACAGAUUCGAGUGUGGGCGGCGGCCUACCGUUUACCGAACUAAAUAAAGGAAAAGCAGAAAAAGCAUUCAGAAAGGACAUCUUUAGUUUUGAAUUUUACAGGACUAGCCGAAGCUCUAGAAGCCACGGUCGCCAUGUCAACUGCGGGAAAGCCGGGGGCGCUCUCUCGGUGCGCAUGCGCGGCGAGCGCUCCGCCCGGAGGCGCGGCGGCCAAGCCGGAGAGGCGGGGGCGUGCGCAUGCGCGCGGCGAGUCCGGCGCGUCCCGCUGAGCGGCGGAAGCGGCGGGUGCUGCUCCCGGGCCGGGCGGCUGGCUGGCUGAUCGGCGCCGCAAGCACCGGCGGGCGGGUGCCUCGCGCCCGCUCUGCGCUUUCCCCGGAACCGCGCCGGCCCGGCAAGCGCGGGCGUCGGCGCCGCGUCCAGCCCUCCGGCCUUCCCAGGCCCGGCCGGCCCGGCGGGGACAUGAGCUUCUUCGGCUUCGGGCAGAGCGUGGAUGUGGACAUCCUGCUGAACGAUGCGGACAGCAGGAAGCGGGCAGAGCACAAGACGGAGGAUGGGAAGAAGGACAAGUACUUUCUCUUCUACGACGGGGAGACAGUAUCCGGGAAGGUGAGCCUGGCUCUCAAGAACCCCAACAAGCGGCUGGAGCACCAGGGCAUCAAGGUCGAGUUCAUCGGGCAGAUAGAACUCUACUACGACCGUGGGAACCACCAUGAGUUCGUGUCCCUGGUGAAGGACCUGGCCCGGCCUGGAGAGGUCACCCAGUCGCAGGCCUUCGACUUUGAGUUCACCCACGUGGAGAAGCCCUAUGAGUCCUACACUGGGCAGAAUGUGAAGCUGCGGUAUUUCCUUCGUGCCACCAUCAGCCGCCGCCUCAAUGAUGUUGUCAAGGAGAUGGACAUCGUGGUCCAUACGCUGAGCACAUACCCGGAGCUGAACUCCUCCAUCAAGAUGGAGGUUGGGAUUGAGGACUGUCUGCACAUCGAGUUUGAGUACAACAAAUCCAAGUACCACUUGAAAGACGUCAUUGUGGGGAAGAUCUACUUCCUGCUGGUGAGGAUCAAAAUCAAGCACAUGGAGAUCGACAUCAUCAAGCGGGAGACGACGGGCACCGGCCCCAACGUGUACCAUGAGAACGACACCAUUGCCAAGUACGAGAUCAUGGAUGGUGCACCUGUGAGAGGAGAGUCCAUCCCCAUCCGCCUCUUCCUGGCGGGCUACGAGCUCACACCCACCAUGCGGGACAUCAACAAGAAAUUCUCGGUGCGCUACUACCUCAACCUGGUGCUGAUCGAUGAGGAGGAGCGGCGCUACUUCAAGCAGCAGGAGGUUGUCCUGUGGCGGAAGGGCGACAUCGUCCGGAAGAGCAUGUCCCACCAGGCGGCCAUUGCCUCGCAGCGCUUCGAGGGCACGGCCCCCCUGGGGGAGGCACGGACCCCUGGCCAGCUGUCUGAAGGCGGCAGCAGACAGUAGGUCCGGGGCCGGGAAGCUCUGGGCUCCCACCCUGGCUCCGGGCCACUAGGCACCAGCAGCUGGGGCGGCAAGAUGCUCAGCUGACCCGCUACGCAACCUGAAAACAAAUCAUGUUUUUGAUGUAAAUUCUUUUUCCUGAAGAACCUAAGGGGCUGGGGUUGGGGGGCGGUGUCUCUGGGACCCUGUGGCUGAUGGGAGCAUCGGGGGAGGAGGUGUCCCAGGGGUGAGCCAUCUGCAGGGCUGCCUGAACCGCAGGAGCACAGGGUGGCCUGCCCCGGGCUCCAAGCCUCCCGGAACAUAAGUUGAGCUGGGGGGCAGGGUGGGGUGGUCUCAUCUCACACUCCCUUCCUCCAUCGGAGUGAGCAGCAGACAGGGUCACACCCACCCCGUUCUAACUGGUGGUGGGGGUCAAGACCAGGAAGCUGCCUCCUCUGGAGUCUUGGAUGUGGUGCUUUGGAGCCUCCACAAGCCACCCUCCUUCUGGCCAUUCUCUUGCCACUGGGGACCAGGCACCUCCCAGGGACUCUGGUCAGUGCUGUCCUUGAUGGAACAGGAGCUUGUGGAGUGGCCUUUGGCUGAUGUCCCUGAGCACAGAGACACCUGGAGUCCAUGUAGCACGUGGACGGCAACCAGGUGGAGCUCGGUGGCCAUGUGUGGCAUGGUCAGCCCCGAGGGCAGGAGGUCUUCGGCCCUGGCCCCUGCACAAGGGGCAUCUUUCCCCUGAGAAGAGGUCCGGGAAGGGCCCGCUCUGCCUCCCCAGCAGUGGACCCUCUUGGCUCCCUGCUGUCCAUCUCAUUCCUGGGAACCAGGGGUUGGUCUCACACUUGGAAGCGUUGUGCUCACUGUGCAGGCUGGGGGGAGGGGGGGUGCCUCCUGAGCCCCCGUCUUCCCCACCAGCUGGGUGACCAGAGCUUAGGACCAUUGGUGUUCUGUGUAUGUGGAUGCUCUCGUCAUGCUAGAGAAGGCCUCCUGCUGUUGCACUGCACUCGGGUCUGUCAUGUUAAGGGUGUGGACGUCCUUCCUGUCUCCCAUUGGCCUCUCCUCCCUUCUAGAAAGACCAAGAAGACCCCCAUGGCCAGCAGGUACAAUAGUUAGUGGUCUGAGUUCUCUGUCAUUUGGGAAGCAGAGGGGUUGGUUCUUGUAUUGUCUUUCAGUUCGUGUGGAAAACAGGGACCCCUCUUUUCCUCAGAAAUCAGUGCAGCCGUGGGCCUCAGACUGGGCAGGGCUCAUGGAUCAGAGCUGAGAUGGGAGGGAAGGGCGUUCGGGGUGAUGCUCGAGGUGGCAGCAGAACCAAGCAGGGGAAGGUGGUUCCCCCAGGCUGGACCCCGGGUUCAGGUGUGCCUGACAAUCCCCGUGGGGACAGGACCACCUGCGCAGCUGCCCCUGGAUUAGCAGGGUUGGACCUAAGUGUGGGGGAGGCGGCUACUGCAUCCCUCACCUUUUCCAGAGUGUGAGCUUGGGCUCUGGCGCCUCCCAUGACAGCUGGCACCUUAACUACAAGGUACUCGCCGAUCCCUCUGCCUCCCAGCCGACCACAGAUUCACUUCCUAACUUUCCCAACACCUGAAGCCUGUCUUCUGAAGGAUGUAGAGAUAGAAUUUGCUUCUGUCCUCUACCCUGCCCCACUGUCUGCCUCUCUGUGCAUUGAGAAGUGAGGGGAGGCCGUCCCUGGGGCCCUGGCAGAGCGUGGGGACUGAACCAAGCAGUGUGGCCUGGGGUUGAGCAGCUGCAGUGUUUACAAGUUUUUCAACGUGUCUUUUCGAUGGCUGUGUUUUAAACGAAGCACUCUGUUUCAGCUGUCUCUCUGAUUAAAGCAAGCCCCUGGGCUCAGAGGCAUCGUGCCCACGGUU
Molecule: messenger RNA, 3495 nt
Organism: Hippopotamus amphibius kiboko
Lineage: Eukaryota; Metazoa; Chordata; Mammalia; Artiodactyla; Hippopotamidae
Gene: VPS26B
Product: VPS26 retromer complex component B
Exons: 6
Coding region: 413-1645 (410 amino acids)
Biological process (GO): intracellular protein transport; retrograde transport, endosome to Golgi
Cellular component (GO): retromer complex; endosome
Source: RefSeq, a predicted model, not a curated record